AUGAUCAGAAGGGCCCCUACCACCUUGCAGCUCAGUCACGACGACGUAACCUCUCUGAUCGAUGACCUGAACGAGCAGAAACUCAAGCAGCAGCUGAAUAUCGAGAAGACAAAAUACUUCCAAGGAAAAAAUGGCGGAUCGCUGCACUCCAAUACAGACUUUCAGGACACAUCGCAGAAUAUCGAAGACAACAAUAACGAUAACGAUAACGAUAUCGAUGAAGAUGACGACAUGUCAUCUUACAACGACAAAGCAGCCUCGGUAGCGCACACCAGAGUCCUCAAUUCCUUGCAUCUGUCCACCGACAGCAAUACCGCCCACGAGACGUCCAAUGCAAACGACAACCACAACCCCUUCUACAUCCGCGAGGAAUAA
This is a messenger RNA of Saccharomyces cerevisiae S288C, 375 nucleotides long. It is a transcript of the gene CDC26, whose product is annotated as anaphase promoting complex subunit CDC26. Gene Ontology annotation, biological process: anaphase-promoting complex-dependent catabolic process; protein ubiquitination. The record is from RefSeq and is marked reviewed. The transcript has a single exon. Gene Ontology annotation, cellular component: nucleus; anaphase-promoting complex. Bases 1 to 375 code for a protein of 124 amino acids. Lineage: Eukaryota; Fungi; Ascomycota; Saccharomycetes; Saccharomycetales; Saccharomycetaceae.